Sebastes umbrosus (honeycomb rockfish) is the source of this 2164-nucleotide messenger RNA. RefSeq names its product sp9 transcription factor (gene sp9). Gene Ontology annotation, biological process: regulation of transcription by RNA polymerase II. NCBI's taxonomy places the organism in Eukaryota, Metazoa, Chordata, Actinopteri, Perciformes, Sebastidae. The transcript has 2 exons. The record is from RefSeq and is a predicted model, not a curated record. Gene Ontology annotation, molecular function: DNA-binding transcription factor activity, RNA polymerase II-specific; RNA polymerase II cis-regulatory region sequence-specific DNA binding. Bases 299 to 1627 code for a protein of 442 amino acids.
UGCACAACAUGAUGAUUGACGGCGGGGUUUUUUGGUUGUUUCUGUCUGCGGUCGGCUCUCUGAUUGGCUGACUUCAUCCUCAGCCAUGAAUGAGGUCAUCUGAUUGGCUGCGCGUCGUCGCCAGCUGUACUUCAAAGAAGGCGCUCUCUACAACUAGGUAGUUGUUGGUGAGCUGCGAGCCAAGAGAGAAACCGUGUGACCUGCAGUCAAACACGGUGCAAGUUCUGCAGCAAAAUUGGAGCCGUAUACAGCAUUGCAAAUCGCAAAACACUCUCAUCACAGCACAGAUACCCUGGAUAUGGCAACGUCUAUACUUGGGGAAGAGCCACGGUUUGGAACUACACCUCUAGCUAUGCUGGCUGCAACCUGCAACAAAAUUGGCAACACCAGUCCUCUCACAACUUUACCAGACUCCAGCGCUUUCUCCAAAGGUGGAUUUCACCCGUGGAAGAGAUCCUCCUCCUCCAGCUGCAACCUGGGCUCCAGUCUGCCCGGUUUCACGGUAGCAACGAGCCGCGCGUCGUCAGGACUAACACCCACCGGAGGCUCCGGUAACAGCGCCUUCUGCUUAGCCUCGACAUCCCCAACAUCCUCUGCGUUUUCCACCGCAGAGUACAGCGGUCUGUUCUCCAACUCUGCAGGCGUGUCCUCACAAGACGCCGGACAGUCAGCUUUUAUCUCCAAAGUGCACACUUCUGCAGAGAGUCUAUACCCGCGUGUGGGCAUGGCGCACCCAUACGAGUCGUGGUACAAGUCCGGUUUCCACUCCACCAUCGCCGGUGACAACGGUGCAUCCUCGUGGUGGGAUGUGCACACUAACCCUGGUUCGUGGCUGGACGUGCAAAAUCCUGCAGGCACCCUCCAGACGUCUCUGCACACCGGCACGCCUCAAGGAAUCCACUCCCAGCUGAGUGGCUACAACCCGGACUUCUCCUCGCUGACGCACUCGGCGUUCAGCUCCACCGGAAUCAGCCCAACCGCGUCUCACUUACUCUCCACCGGACAGCACCUGUUGACACAAGACGGCUUCAAAACAGUCAUCCCAACAUACACAGACGCUUCUGCAGCAGCCGCCAACGCCAUGAUUUCUGGGGGCAGUUCAGGAAUAAGUAGCUCCUCGAGGUCUUCCAGGAGGUACUCCGGUAGAGCCACGUGUGACUGUCCGAACUGCCAGGAGGCCGAGCGGCUAGGACCCGCCGGAGCCAGCCUGCGCAGGAAGGGCCUGCACAGCUGCCACAUACCGGGCUGCGGUAAAGUCUACGGGAAAACCUCGCAUCUCAAAGCGCAUUUGAGAUGGCACACUGGAGAGCGGCCUUUUGUGUGCAACUGGCUUUUCUGUGGCAAAAGGUUCACUCGAUCCGAUGAGCUGCAGAGACACCUCCGCACUCACACCGGAGAGAAAAGGUUUGCAUGCCCGGUGUGCAACAAGCGCUUUAUGCGGAGUGACCAUUUGAGCAAGCACAUCAAAACGCACACGGCCGGUGGAGGAGGAAGCAAAAAGGGCAGCGACAGUGACACCGAUACCAGCAACCUGGAGACACCGAGGUCUGAGUCUCCUGAACUUAUUUUGGAUGGGGUUAACCCAAGAAUCACUGUUAAGGAUCCGUCUCCUCAUGAUGAGCCCUAAUGACAUAAAAAAAACAUUCAAAAACAUGCACAUUGAAAACGGGUCUUAUUUGAAAAGACAAUAAAAAAGGAGAAAAUAUUUCAAGAAGUUGCAAAAAGUCUAAAAAAUAUAUUCUCAACAUGCGUAUUUCAUGCGUAAAUCCAUCUAAAGACAGUGAUUUGCUGUAAGGCCUUUGGGGGAUUUUUAAGUGGCAACUUGGAAAAAUGAAAUGUUUGAAGGUGAGAGAAACCUGUUGAACUUUGGUUGGACAAUGUGAGUCACAUCUUGUAUAUUGACGACUAAAACUCUGUGUUAUUUUCAUGUAAAUGUUAAUGAUUGUUUUAUUCGUGUUGGUAUCCUGGAAAAAAAAAACAGGAAGUUUACUUUUCGACGCACUUUGUGGAUAUGUAUGUACACAGCUUUUUUUCAACUUUUUGGUUAACCAUUUUAUUUUUUUUUGCUUAAAAAAAAAAAUAUCUAUAUAUAAAUGUUUACCUGUAUAAAGUCACACGUAUAAGACUUUCAUUUUAUCGUAAUUAAAACAUCUUUAAAAAAGGC